Exaiptasia diaphana is the source of this 1743-nucleotide messenger RNA. RefSeq lists its product as uncharacterized. Bases 179 to 1402 code for a protein of 407 amino acids. NCBI's taxonomy places the organism in Eukaryota, Metazoa, Cnidaria, Anthozoa, Actiniaria, Aiptasiidae. The record is from RefSeq and is a predicted model, not a curated record. The transcript has a single exon.
CGUUUGUUUUGAUUUUUUUUUUUUCGAUUUUGUAAAAAAAAUAUGAUAACGCUGGUCCGUUCGAACGGACCAGCGUUAUCACUCGGACAAAAAGACUGGGCGCCACAACAGAAGAGUAUCAUCAAAAUUCAAAAUGGCGGAAAUUCGUCUCUCGGCACGUGCCAAGUGGCUCAAGUGAAUGGCGUUUUCUGCUCAUAAUAAUGACUGGAAAAGUGAUCACCACCUUGGACGAGAUUUACAGAAAUAUGUGUCACAAAACCUAAAGAGAUCAGAAAUUCUUGACUUUGUUAAGCGUGACUAUCAGCAUUAUAACUGGAGUUUGCCAACGCUCGAUCGAAGACUUCGUCACUUCAAUGUGUACUACAUUGAGCAUGAUACUUCUAUUGAAGAAGUUGAAGAAGCUGUUGAAAAGGAACUACAGGGACCCGGAAAACUCUUAGGGUAUAGAGCAYUGAACCAGAAGCUAAGAACCGAGCACGACAUUAAAGUACCAAGGCACCUUGUGUAUAAUGUUAUGACAGAAUUGGAUCCGGAAGGCAUGGAAGCUAGAAAUUUGAAAAGGAAGAAGAGAAAARCUAAGGGGCAUUUCACAUCAGAAGGGCCAUUAUGGGUAAUAUCACUUGACGGCCACGAUAAACUAUGRGGAUAUCAAAAUAGUACAUUCCCUUUAGGAGUUUAUGGGUGUAUUGAUACUUUCUCAAGGAAGAUUCUUUACUUGUUUGUCUGCUAUUCAAAUUCUGACCCUGUUAUAAUUGGAAAAAUGUAUUUGAAAUACCUUCACGGUUCUAAAACUCUUCCUAGGCAUCUCAGAGUUGACCGAGGAACAGAAACAGGUAAAAUGGCCACCAUACAUGCCUACCUUYUCAACCAGCUUGAAGUUGUGGAUGAUCCUACAGAUGCUAUUAUUUAUGGCCCAUCAACUAMUAACAAAAUUGAGAGGUGGUGGAGGGACCUACAUGAACGUUUGGAGAGAUUMUUUAAAGAACAGCUUCUGACCUUGUUMAGAGGGAGAGAYUAUGACCCCCACAWUUUUUUWCAKAGACAAAUUCUUGCAUAUGUCUAUAUUCCAGUUAUUCAAAGAGAGUGUGACAUCUUUGUCCAAAACUGGAAUACACACAGAAUUCGUGAGCAAAAAAGUCUAGAUCUUCCCACAGGAAUUCCUGAUCACAUAUUCUCCUUUCCUGAGCAAUAUGGGGGACGUAACAUGGGUAUAACCCUAUCAGUGGAUCAGAUAGAAGAUGUUGCCGGUGUUUCUGGUGUAAUGGGUGUUGGUCUUUUUGACUUUAUGAGUGCUAAAGUAAAGCAAGAAUGUUUGCAUCACAUUCCAGAUCCAUCUACCAUAGAAUCUAAAAAUGCUAUUCAUGCAUUURGUUUCUUCAAAACAAAUGUAAGCACCUCUUGAUAUUUGCUAUAAUCUACGCUAUUGUCGGCUGUUCUUUAUGACUAUAAAUAUUUAAAGGCCAUUGCUAAUUACCAUAGACAAACCAAGGCUUUUCUCGUUACUUAGAUUUUAGACAUUAAAAUUGUCAACAAGAUUUUUGAGGAUUGACAUCAUCUUUUUAAAUGAGCGACCUUUAUGAAUGGUCAGUAAUUUUUGUUAUUUGAACAUUCUACUACUUUKAUAUUAGUGWAAUAAAAACAAUACCAGAUCAUACAUGUUGCUACAGUGUAACCAACCCAUUAUCUGUGAGAAGUUCAUGCUUUGUUAUAAUAAACCAUGUUGUUGCUGAUGCAACAUGAGGA